AUGGCGCUACAAGAAGUCACGAACGCCGUCAUCAGGCGUAUGCAAUCAUCUCAAACACCUCUCAAACAGGCAUGGAAACUCCAAUGUCUGAGGAAAUACGCGACGGGCAAUGUGCAAAAGGAGUUGGGCGAGCUGGAAGAGUCUGUCCAUCAAGCAACACCAUCGGAAGCAGCUGGCAAGAUGAUGUCGCAAUACAAUCCGGCUAAGAAUGCGAAGCUGAGGAAGGAACAGUUACCAUCUAGCAGAUACCAGUUUCGGCCUCCUAGAUACUACCGCGGCCCUCUUCACCCCCAUCAACCGCUGCCUUCCUCCGAUCCAGCGUCUCGCGAAUUCAUCCCCGGUCCUUUCUCGCUUCCGCGCCUUCAACAGACCUACGAGUCUACCAUUGCGCCCGAUGUGAUGACCCUCACUUAUCAGCACUACCCACCUGGCUUCGAGAGACCACAAAAGGGGGAGCGAUUGAGAGAAUGGGUGGGAGACUCGCCAUACUUCAAGAACAGACCGCGUCGUGGGCCGCGAGGAUACGAUGUGCUGCCUUUGCUUAGGAAGCCGAUUACUUUCAGGAACAUCCCAAAGUUGGAGAGAGUCACGGUGCAUACGAUGUUGAAAGGCGCGGCGGAUGAUAGCGCGUAUCUACACGUUGCCGGGAUGAUUGUACAGAAUAUCAGCAAUGUUCGCGUGACGACUCAUGCUGUCAAAAAGAGCGUGGCCGGUUUUGGGUUGCGAGCCGGAAAACACGUGAGUGUCACGUCUGAGCUUUACGGCGAGGACAUGUACCAUUUCCUCAGCAAGGUCGUGGACGUGGUCAUGCCCAAGAUCAAGGAUUACAAGGGCGUCAAGGGCAGUUCUGGAGAUUCCUCAGGCCACAUCUCUUUCGGUUUUACGCCCGAAGAAGUCGCCUUAUUCCCCGAGGUGGAGGUCAACUACGACAUGUAUCCACCCAAGAUGAUCCCAGGCCUGCACGUGACGGUGCACACGUCUGCGACGACGGACUACGAUGCACGAAUGCUGCUACAAGCCAUCGGCGUACCCUUUUAUGGCAAGAUGGUCGACUAG
Messenger RNA from Zasmidium cellare ATCC 36951, 1056 nucleotides. RefSeq lists its product as uncharacterized. Gene Ontology annotation, molecular function: RNA binding; structural constituent of ribosome. Lineage: Eukaryota; Fungi; Ascomycota; Dothideomycetes; Mycosphaerellales; Mycosphaerellaceae. Gene Ontology annotation, cellular component: ribosome; cytosolic large ribosomal subunit. Gene Ontology annotation, biological process: translation. The transcript is spliced from 3 exons. The coding region runs from base 1 to 1056 and encodes 351 amino acids. The record is from RefSeq and is a predicted model, not a curated record.